GGAUUAACUAAUCUCCUGAUACACUUACUAAGGGAACAGAAAAUCAAGAUCAGAUAAACCAACACGGCUGAGCCAAGACAAUUAUCAUGUUUAACGAUAAUUUUCCAUGUUGACUUGAUAUAAAUGCUUCACACGGGAAUUAUGAUUAUUUGGCCAAUACACCGACCUUAUAGUAUGACCCCAUACACCAUCCGCAUUCAGACUAGAGGAUUUCUGGCAUAAUCGGCACGGCACAAGCCGAUGGCAUCCGCGCCCGCUCUGGGGGGUGAAAUGCACGAAUCUCACCACAUCUCACGCCGAAGCCUCUCUCCAUAUUCUCGUACAUGUCAUAUAUAAUAAUAGUUAGGGCUGUUAUGGCCAAUAUAGGCUCAUGAACCCCGUCCAAAAUUCGGAAGCUCAGCCCCAUAAAUACGAAAACCACGACUAAUCGCCCCCAAUGCAACCCCUCCACAACCAGUCGAACCCCCUCGGUGGCGACGGUACCUCGAACCCUACCACGAGUACAGGUCCAGACGACAGGAGUGCGCUCGCCUUGGCAAUGUCUCACUCGCCGCUGCAGUCAUCAAAAACACUUUAUACGCGGUCGUGCGACGUGUGUCGCAAGCGAAAGGUCAAAUGCGACAAAAUAAGCACGGGAUGCUCGAACUGCGCCAAAGCGCAGAUAGAAUGCCACUACCCAGGCCCUGGGCGUGCGCCGCGGCGGCCGAAGGCAGGAAAACAGGUCACAGCGAGGGAGACAGAGUUGCUGAAGCGACUGAGGCGACUGGAGGGUGUCGUGCAGGAGUUGAGCGGGCAGGUGGAGGAGGAAACACAUCGGAGUUCGACAGACAGCCCGAAGGAUAGACUGUGGAAAGAUAAGGACGCGAGCAGUGAGCCUGAUAGUACAAUUGGCAAACACCAAUCGGCGAAGGGGACCGUAAGGGUAGUGGGGAUGGAUGAGGGAAGGACGUCGACUUCGAAGUGGCUGGAGCGGAUGGCUAAUAUGGGGGAAGGGCCUCCCGAAUCCGAUUUGAUGAAGCGGGAGUUUGGGAAGCUGGUCAUAGAUGAGGGGAAGAGUCAUUAUGUCAACAGCGACCUGUUUGCAACUUUAAGCCACGAGGUGGAAGAUAUCAGAGAGAUAUUUGAUGGUGAUGAUACUUCAGUCGAAGAUGAUGGAGAGACUGCCGAUAUGCCAGGUUCAAAAUCUCCUGUGGGACACCAGGGGUUUUUGUUUGGUUAUUCGAGCACGAUGGUGGAUCUGCGGUCUUUACAUCCCUUACCUUCCCAGAUACCAUUCUUCUGGGAUGUCUUUGUGGAGAACGUGGACCCUAUCACGAAAGUCCUCCACGUGCCUACAAUGGCCAAGGCAAUCAAGGAGGCCAAGGAAAACCUCGACUGCCUGAGCAAGAGUAUAGAGGCGUUGCUUUUUGCAAUAUAUUACUCUGUUAUAACAUCCUUGAGCCAGGAAGAAGUCGUGUCAAACUUUGGCACUGACAAAAGCGUGUUAAUUGAUCGCUAUAGGUUUGGAGUGGAGCAGGCUCUCGCCCGAGCUGACUUCCUCAAUACCUCGGAGCUGGUCAUAAUACAAGCAUUCUCUCUCUUCCUGACCUGCGUUCGCCGUCAUGACCAGUCCAAAUUUGUCUGGUCGCUAACUGGUCUUGCGAUCCGACUAUCGAUAGGCCUUGGCCUCCACCGCGACGGCUCCAAGAUGGGCCUUUCGCCUUUCGACACCGAAAUGCGCCGCCGGUUAUGGUGGUCGCUUUGCGUUCUCGACGUCCGCGCAUCGGAAGACUACGGCUCUGAACCUGCGAUCCUGGAUGGCACCUACGAUACCCUUUUACCUCUUAAUGUUAAUGACGUUGAUCUUGAUCCUCUCGCUACCGAACCCGCGCAGGAGCACGUCGGCGUGUCUGAUAUGACUUUCUGCCUUAUUCGGUACGAGGUCUGCAGAGUCAUGCGGCACUUGCCUUACGCAACACCCCGUAUCCAUGCCCCUAGGGAACUAGCGAACGCUACCACUUUCGAAGAGAAGGAGAAAAUGGUACGGGAUCUGCACGCUCACCUUGAGGAAAAAUACCUCCAAUACUGCCUCAAUUCCGGCCCGCUCCACUGGGUCGCCGCCACCGUCUCACGCCUCGUCCUCGCAAAAAUGAGCAUCAUGAUCUUCUUCCGCGGCCCAGAUUCCCCAGACAACCUGCCCCAGCACAUUCGCGACCGCCUCUUCAUCGCCAGCAUCGAAAUCAACGAGUACAGCCGGCUCCUCGAGACCGGCGCCGCAACGAAGAAAUGGGGAUGGCUGUUCCACACGUACGUCCACUGGCACGCCCUCGUGUAUAUUCUUCGCGAGAUCAGCAAUCGUCCACGCUGCCCUGUCACGGACCGCGCGUGGCGUGCUGUGGAUAGCUCGUUUUCGAGUUGGGAUGACGCAGUGAAGCAUUCCCGCAGCUCGAAGAAUGGGAUGCUGUGGCUGCCGCUGCGCAGAUUGAUGGCUAAAGCGCGUCGUAAGCGCGAGGAAGACCUUGCUGCCGUGGCCGCCGGUGACAUGUCACGCCAAAUACCCGGGUUUUUGGAGAUGGAUAGAUGUGCGGUGCCAUCGGCGUGCCCGAGCGCGAUGACUCAAGGGGAAGAGCAGCAGCAUCAACCCGCUGAUCUUGGCGACGUCGAAGUACUCCGCCCUCUACAACAGGGCAUCUUGUACCCGGACGAACCGAUGUCCGAUUCUACCCCGGAUAUCCCCUUACCGCCUUACACAAUGGAAUCGCAUACGCAGGAGGUGAGUUCGGCUACCGAGGACGCUGGGGAUGGACCGACUCAACUGCAGGCGCAGUUCCAGCAGUAUGAGAAUCAGCAGGCGCAGAUGGCACAGCAACAGAAUAUGCAUAACCCGGCGUACCAGGGUGUCCAAAACCAGGUGCCGGGAUUUUCGGGGCAGAUGCAGGGCCAGGUGCCGUGGUUGCUUGAGGCGCCGUUGGGGGAUCUAGAUAUGGAGAUGGGGGUGAGCUCGGGGGAGAGUAGUGGUAUGGAUGAUUUCUCGUGGGAGAACUUUGAUGAUUUGGUGAGGGACGUUAUGUUGCAGAAUGAUCCGGGGCAGGUCGCGGAUCGGGGGCCGUCGAUGGUUGGCCUGGGGAGCUGGUGGUAGUGGGGAGGAGGCUAGCGAUUGGAGCUGUAUGUGAUACGAAAAUGACAUUUAUGGGUUAUAAUGAGGGCGGUCUGGUGUUUUGGUGGUAUAUAUAUCCUCUCUACUUAUUGCUGGUGGGGUAGAUAGUUCAGAUGGCUUCUGAGAUUUGUGGAAUCUAUAAUCUUUUCUCGGU
Molecule: messenger RNA, 3290 nt
Organism: Pseudogymnoascus verrucosus
Lineage: Eukaryota; Fungi; Ascomycota; Leotiomycetes; Thelebolales; Thelebolaceae
Exons: 2
Coding region: 437-3118 (893 amino acids)
Biological process (GO): DNA-templated transcription; regulation of DNA-templated transcription
Molecular function (GO): DNA-binding transcription factor activity, RNA polymerase II-specific; DNA binding; zinc ion binding
Source: RefSeq, a predicted model, not a curated record